Messenger RNA from Anopheles aquasalis, 5383 nucleotides. RefSeq lists its product as uncharacterized. NCBI's taxonomy places the organism in Eukaryota, Metazoa, Arthropoda, Insecta, Diptera, Culicidae. The record is from RefSeq and is a predicted model, not a curated record.
AUUCAGGUGUGAUCUGUGUUUUGUCCGGAAAAUUCAGAGCUCAUCUUUGCACGAUGGAUCAGAGACAACAAAUCGCAAUGUUCACGAAUCGAAAGUACAAUAAUCGAGGAAAAAGAAAAUUGAAGCAACCAGCUUUAAAUAUUUUAAAGCCGUGGGUGUAUGAACGAUUAUCGAAAACUAAAGCACAUUGCGAGCGGAUGCUACAGCUGGACUGCCUUUUAGACUUGUAUAAAUGUAUGGAGAACGACUGUUCCUUUUCCACUUCCUGUUCAAACAAAAUGGCUGAACAUACACGCCAUCAUCCGAUGGCUAGGUUUUCGCCGUGUGCAUAUUGUAGCGAGUGGCUACAGUACGAAGCAAUGAUCGGUCAUGUUGAUCAAGAGCACGGAUCGAGCAAAUUUCAGUGUCGUCAUUGCUUCUACCGAGCCUUUGAUGCAUAUUGCGUUUUGGUACAUCAACGGCACUAUCAUCCGGGCAGCAUAGAUGGAGACAUCUUGGACAUACUCCCUGAUGAUGCAAAUGCUCGGCGCAUGAAAUUGAAGUAUGAUGUUUGUUCGAGAUUUACCACUUUUUUCAAAUCUUUGGAAUGUAUAGAUUGCAAACAUCAAAUGUUAACGUUUACGGCGUACUCAGAACACAUCAAACAUAUUGCGGGGCCCAUGGUACGGUGUCAAAUCUGCAGGAAAACGGUCUUUAAAGAAAACAUUUAUCAACACCUACUACUUCACAAUAUCGGUAUUUUUGAAUGCAUCUACUGCAGUCAUGCCGUUAUGGAUAAAGAGGAACUGGCACUACAUAUCAGCGACAUCCAUCCAUCGAAGCCGAUGAACUACAUCUCGCGCAUACGGGAUGCAACAUCACCGGAGUAUUUUGAAAAGUAUCGCAAUGUGCUGAAAUCGAUGGACUUCGAUGUAUUUACCAAAAAAGUACACCUUGAGCAUGAAGAAACGCAAAAGAAGAACAGCUCUCACCAGUUCCCAAGCAAUGUGGAAAUAUGUGAUACAGAAGAAGAUACUAUGGCAGAAGUUGACCCUUUGUCUUUGGAUGAAUCGAUCAAAUCACUGUCAACGCCUGCCAACAUCGAAUCAGCGGUGGUGAGUGCACCAAGCCGCCCUACAGUAAGGAAGGAACCAAUGAUGCCAGUAAUCGUGAAGGUACAGGGAGGAGUAAAGUUUUCAGCUAACGGCGAUAUCAUCGGAGAUAGUGAAUCGAUCACUACGCCGAUCGAUCAGGAGAAGCAUAUGGUUACCAUCAAAGAUAGCCCAAGACCUGUGAAGGAAAAUCAGCUACUUCCGAUCGCUUCGAAAGCAUCAAAGCACCAAAGGUUUGGUUUGGAUAGCAUCAAAGCACCAAAGGUUUUGGUUACCAGCAGAGAUAGCCCAAGACCUGUGGAGGAAAAUCAGCUACUUCCGAUCGCUUCGAUAGCAUCAAAGCAUAUGGUGACCACCAAAGAUAGCCCAAGACCUGUGGAGGAAAAUCAGCUACUUCCGAUCGCUUCGAUAGCAUCAAAGUAUAUGGUGACCACCAAAGAUAGCCCAAGACCUGUGGAGGAAAAUCAGCUACUUCCGAUCGCUUCGAUAGCGUCAAAGUUGACUCAAAAAUUGUCUCCUUGUGCAAAAAAGGUUAAAAUAAGCUUGCCCAUGGUGUCAGCAAAGAUGAUCGGACUGGCACAGAGGCCUAUUACGAAAAAACCGGAGCUACCAGUAAGCCUGUCUCCCUACGAAGCAUCCACAACGAAGGAAAAACCAGCCCCAAAAAGCACCACUGACAGAAAUGUAGUGAAAGGCAAAGUAAAUGGCUUGAAAACGGUUUGGUGUGUACCGUCUCAGCGUGUUGAAGCGGCAAACGUGGCUACCUGUAACGACACUGUCAAAGCAAAGACCUGUGAACAGAUUGAACCUUCUCUCGGAACACGUGAGAGAAAACGUAAAGUUGAAUCUUCUACCAUAACGAUCCCCGGUGGAAACGGCUGUUCCAGAACUGUCGUCGCUCGGAAAACGCCAAAUGUCGUGGUGCAUUACCUGCUGCACGGUUGCAAUCAUUUGAUAGAACAGUUCCUGGCAGCUUUGGAAAGAAUGUUAACCAAAACUGAAAUUGAUGGUGCGCUUGGUUUGAAGGAUGGUCAUCGAUGUUACUGCUGCAUAAUUUGUUACUACUGCUCUUACGAUUUGUUUAGAUUGGGGGAACAUUUCCAAUUACAACACCGUAUUACUGAUCUAACGAUUUCGCUCGUACAUCCGGAUCAUGCAGGUCUGCAAACUAGUAUCGUCCUGAUGCUACCAACGGGGAUGGCCACUGAGUUGAAAGUUGCUAAAAUGGAGGAAUUAAUUAGAGCAGAAAUGCAAGACGUACAGCCUCGCUACCAGGAAGGGGAGGAUAGACCGAUUGAUAAAACUGAGCAGCAGAAAACCGAAGCACAGGUAGACGAAAACGAUACAGCAAAGAUAAUGUGUUAUUCGAGUGCACAAAAUGAUGUGAAGGUGCUUCCUGAGAUUUGCAGUGUAGGCAGAGAUGAAUUGACGCAAAAACAAUCUGACUAUCAGACCCACAUUAGCACGAUUGAUGUAAACCACAAUUCACUGUUUUUGUGCCCUCAUUGUGGCACAAGUAUCAACUGUGCGGAAAGUGUCGCAACCAUUCUCAGUCAUGUUAAUUCUCACCAGGAGUUUCUAUUCGACACAAUCAAAACGCUGGCGGAUCAAACAGCUGCACAACACAAAAAUGCGAAUGGCGAAUCGUCUGGGACCGAAUCGGACCGUUACUUUGUUUGCUUUUUGUGCUGCUACAGUACCGAUGAAUUGGGUAACAUGAUCCAACACAUAGGUAACGAACAUCUCUUCGAGUCUAAGCUGGAGUAUUGUUUUGUUCGGCCACGAUUGAAACACCAGCGAAAGAGAAUUCUUCUCGCGUAUCCCAUAAACCUAAGCGGGCCAUUGAAGCUAGCCAGGAUUCGUGAGUUAAUCAAUUUUAUGCAAUGCAACGCAAACAACGUUCUCGAUAAUUCAACGACACUCGAAACCACAAUUCCGGCCAAUGUAGUUGACCAACCGAAUUGUGGACAGCUGUACAAAUGUGGCUUCUGCCUAGACCAUACUGCCAAAAGUAGAUUGCAGCUAUUGAUCCAUCUGGAUACGAAAUGUAUGUUUAAGGGUAUUGAUUACCCGUGCGCGCACUGUGACGAGAUGCUAGACUGCAGAGCGGCCAAGUCCAAUGAUUUCAAUGCGGACAUCAUUUUCGAGCAUCUGUAUUACCACGGCGAAAAUCUGUACCGAUGCUCGGUCUGCGGCAUUAUUCACUACAAGCGAAGGGUAAUCAAAAAGCACCUGUUACGGGAGCACCACCAGCACGAUGGGGUGGUUGCUGUGCGUGAAUCGAGCGUGUGGUGGGACUGUAGUCUUUGCGAGCUGAGAACUCGCUACAGGCAAACGAUUAUGGAGCAUAUGAUGACGAAACAUAAGCUACCGGGUGAAAGGUAUAUGUGCGGCCAUUGCCGAGAUAGCGACUACGAUACGCAAUACUUCAAAAUUCAUAUGGCCAGCAGUCAUUCUGAGGUAACAGUAGAUAAGCUGCAAAUAAUCGAAAUGUAUACAUCAGUGGCAGUAGCAAAUGAUGAUGCUAACACGAGCAGCACAACUGGAACGAAUGUUGUUAAGGUUGAAACACAACAAAGCUCCAUGGAGCCAAUGGAAGUGAGUUCGAUACCGACCGAAUCGACUGAGAGCUCAAAGGGUCGGACAGAAAUUUCGGAGGAGAUUGAACGAGAGUGUGUCAGUUCUUCUGCUUCCUUAAGCCCUGCCGGCUCAGUAGCACAAGAGACAAUUUCUGCAACAACAACUAGCGUAUCAGAAGAUCGGUCUCUAUCUAAUUCAUUAAACGAAGCACCAUCAAAGCAGGAAUCUAGUUUUUUAAGUACUGCAGAUAAUCCUAAAACAGAGAUAACUGAUGUUGUCGAAGAUCCAGAGAUACCAUUGCUAGUUAAUAAGGAGGAUAUAGGUAUACUGAAAUCGAUACUACCAGAAGGCACUCCGCUAAUCAAGACAAAAUUUGGCGUAAGAUUGCGGCUUGACUCGCCCAUAAAGGAAACUUCCGAAAAGCUGGCUGAUGAUUUUACAUUGAAGGAUAUAAAAACGGAGGAAGUGAUGGAACAUUUACCGAGAACGGACAAUGCGAUGAUGGUUGAAAUUUCAUCAGAGAAGCAACUUACACCAAGAGGUACGUCUCGCCGAUCGACAAGAGUAGCUAUGCAGAAGGAUGCUACACAGCAAUGGAGCAACUGUAGGGUGUUCGCUUGUUACUUCUGCAAGCGCCAAUAUAACUGUUUCGAUAGUUUAAAAAGCCAUGUCCGUGCGAAACAUGCCGAACAGGAACUGCUGAGUUAUGUGGAAGGGGAGGAGAACUUGAAAUGCGUAUUUCAAUUGCUUCCACUGUUUCGUUGUGCCUAUUGCAUGGGAAGUACCGUUGGAACCUUGGAUCAGCUUCUGGCCCACUGCAAGGAAGAGCACACUGGCAAGACUUUCGCGUGCGUAGACUUCUGGAAUGUAUUCAAGUGUGGUUUUUGUCCGUAUCUCAACGGAUCGGGAAUACACAAAGAGAUUCAGGAUCACUUUAUGGCCACACACAGUAGCGGAGCAAACAUCAUCAACUCGUGUGAUUACGUGGACAGUGAUUUUCUUGCCUGGGCUUUAGCAUUCGGCGCUACCCAGGACGGUGACGGCUCGGUAAAAAAGCCAGAGCUAGUACGAUACAUCUGCAAUCGCUGUGGAGCUCAUGCCGAUGACGAAGAAUCACUCGGUGAGCACAUGGCGUAUCAUUUGUUCCAUUUCGCUUGCCAACAUUGUUCCUCUGCUUUCAAGGAGUUGAAAGCGCUGUAUGAACAUGCCACAACCAUGCACGCCCAGACCGAUAUAAAUGUUCCGCGAAUGUUCAACACAGUGCCACAACACCAGCAGCUCUUCGAUACGCUGGUAAUGUUUUCGAACGGUUUGAUUAUGACGAAGCGUGAGCUGUUAACUACGGCGUUCUUAUCGUACGUGCGACAUCUCAACAAGGGCAUUCAAUCCAGCUACCGACGGCAACUGGACGAUUUGGCGCAGUAUAAAAGCGAUCUUCAGCUUCCGCUCGAGACACCUUCGGAUGAUGAAUCGGAAGGUGAAACGUGUGCUACGUUUGUCAAGAAGCAGCUUUUCUAUCCGGCCUUAAUCAUUUCACCAGCGGACCAUUUCACCGAAGCUAAAUAUGACACCGAGUUCCAUGCAAAGGUAAAGUCUGAACAGGUGAACGUACAGAUAGGGACGGAACGUAGUGAUACAAAAGGAGUGCGUAGAUCCAGUCGAUUUUAAGUAAAAUUGCCAUUACCAACUGCGAUGUUAACGGGGGUUGCCAA